AUGUUGGGUCUCAACAUGAAUGGUCUUGUGACCGAGCUACCGGACGACCAAUGGGUCAAAGAGGUAGUGAAUUGGGAAAAUUACGCAUGGGCGGGCUUCCAAAUUAUGCUCUCAGACGCAGCCGUUGGCCCGAUUCUACGCACCGAGUUGGCAGAUAGCUACACCGACGCACCAGCAACAGCCGCUGAUACCACACUAUGCCAUUCGAUGAAGAUGCGUAAAGCUGGUGGCUUCGCCAACGUCAACGUCUUCGGCCUCGCUUUCAUCCUGACUUUCUCCGCCAUCAUAUCCAUCAUCAACUACUUCAUCCUCCGCUUCUUCAUCUUCCUUAAGCGGUUCCGUAGGUCCCUUGCACCGCGACUAGAUCGCUGGGUCAACGACGGCAUCUUCCAGCUGCAGAGGCGAGCUUUCGAAGCGAAUGAGAGCACCAUGUGGAUGGAUCUGGAGAAGGAGAUACCAGUCACGGUGCAUGACAUGGCGAUGUCGGAACUGCCUACGCACAGGCGCACGAUCAGGCGCUCUGCGACGGCUGCUACGCUUGUCGACAAUAGUGCGGUGCUGAAGUGGGAGUUGGAGGAGCGGCAGCCGACAGUGACGGAAUCGCAGCGCUCGAUGACUGCAGGGUCUGAUGCGUCUGUGACGGAUAGAGGACUUGUAUCGCAGGGGGAGAUCAGUCUAGUGCAGCACUCGUCUCCUGGCGCGGGUUCGCGUUGA
This is a messenger RNA of Didymosphaeria variabile, 714 nucleotides long. RefSeq lists its product as uncharacterized. The transcript has 3 exons. The coding region runs from base 1 to 714 and encodes 237 amino acids. Lineage: Eukaryota; Fungi; Ascomycota; Dothideomycetes; Pleosporales; Didymosphaeriaceae. The record is from RefSeq and is a predicted model, not a curated record.